Messenger RNA from Sardina pilchardus (European sardine), 6757 nucleotides. It is a transcript of the gene kdm5c, whose product is annotated as lysine demethylase 5C. Gene Ontology annotation, cellular component: chromatin; nucleus. The record is from RefSeq and is a predicted model, not a curated record. The transcript is spliced from 29 exons. The coding region runs from base 384 to 5282 and encodes 1632 amino acids. NCBI's taxonomy places the organism in Eukaryota, Metazoa, Chordata, Actinopteri, Clupeiformes, Clupeidae. Gene Ontology annotation, molecular function: DNA binding; histone H3K4me/H3K4me2/H3K4me3 demethylase activity. Gene Ontology annotation, biological process: chromatin remodeling; regulation of DNA-templated transcription.
CUAAGAUGGCGUGUAGCACAGGCAGGAUGAACGGUGGCUAACAAGCUAGCUGAACCUCUGUCAACUUUAUGGUGUGAUUUUUCAAAUUAAACACAUCAUCUAUAAACCCAAUUACAACUGGACUGUACCUAACAAGGAUCUUAUCAACGACUCUACACUUUGAAUAGACACAGAAACAGCGAUCGCUGGGAUGGGCUGAAAAGAGGAGGCCGCAGAACUGCAGCCACCCAGAGAGUGACCCAGUGCCGAACAAUAGACCCUGUGACCAUUCAAGACACCGACCAGCCAGGUCAUAUUUAAUCAGAUUUGGUCAUUAUUAUCUCCGAAUCAACAAUUGUCGUUUCUGAAGAAGUACCCCGACGAAGCACCAACUCUUUUACAACAUGGCGAUGGAGGGCGAGGAUUUUGUGCCGCCGCCAGAGUGUCCAGUCUUCGAGCCGUCAUGGGAAGAGUUCACCGAUCCGCUUGGGUACAUCGCCAAGAUCCGUCCAAUCGCAGAGAAGUCCGGCAUCUGCAAGAUCAGACCACCUGCUGACUGGCAGCCGCCAUUUGCUGUUGAGGUUGACAACUUUCGCUUCACCCCCCGAAUACAGAGACUCAAUGAGCUGGAGGCUGAAACGCGAGUGAAGCUCAACUAUCUGGACCGGAUUGCCAAGUUUUGGGAGAUCCAGGCGUCCUCCCUCAAGAUUCCUAACAUUGAGAGACGCAUCCUGGACCUUUACAGUCUGUCCAAGAUCGUUACAGAAGAGGGGGGCUUUGACCUGGUCAGUAAGGAACGGCGAUGGGCCCGCGUGGCUCAGAAGUUGGGCUACCCCCCGGGCAAGAACAUCGGCUCCCUCCUAAGGUCGCACUACGAGAGGAUCGUUUACCCCUUUGAGGUGUUCCAUUCUGGCGCCAGCUUACCGACGUGUAAGCCACGGCUCUUUGACAGUGAGGAGGUGGACAGGGAGUACAAGCCCCACUCCAUUCCCCUGCGCCAGUCCGUCCAGCCUUCUAAGAUGAGCAGCUACGGACGACGGGCCAAUCGGCUGCAGCCGGAGGGUGCGGAAGAUCCGAACCCCCACCCCCCCACCACAGGCUCUCAACACAUCUCCUCGCCGGAACCCACUGAGGAGGACAUCGAGAAGAACCCUGAGCUGAAGAAGCUGCAGAUCUACGGAGCUGGGCCCAAGAUGAUGGGGCUCGGCCUGGUGCCCCGGGAUAAGGCCCGCAAGAAAGACGAGCUGCCUCAGACGCUGACGGUGCGCGACGGCGGGGCCGCGGUUAAGGAGGAGCCCGGCGAGAUGCGGGUCUCGGAGGGGGACCCCAACGUCCCGGUGCCCCCUCCCAGCCUCACGGUGAAGGAGGAGGUGAAGCGCGAGGAGGCGGACGGAGACGUGAGCCUGAAGGAGGAGCAGGAGGAGGAGUCCGGCGGAGACGAACCCUGCACCAAGAUGACCAUGAGGCUCAGGCGCAACAUCAACAACCCACAGUUUGUGAGUGUGCCUCAGGAGGUGGACUCGUUUGUGUGUCGGAUGUGUGGCCGUGGCGACGACGACGAGAAGCUGUUGCUGUGCGACGGUUGUGAUGACAACUACCACACUUUCUGCCUCCUUCCCCCCCUCACAGACCCCCCCAAGGGCAACUGGCGAUGUCCGAAGUGUGUGGCCGAGGAGUGCAAGCGUCCAGCGGAGGCAUUUGGCUUUGAGCAGGCUACGCGGGAGUACACGCUGCAGAGCUUCGGCGAGAUGGCGGACACCUUCAAAGCGGACUACUUCAACAUGCCGGUCCAUAUGGUGCCCACGGAGCUGGUGGAGAAGGAGUUCUGGCGCCUGGUCAGCAGUAUUGAGGAGGACGUGACUGUGGAGUACGGCGCCGACAUCCACUCCAAGGAGUUCGGCAGCGGCUUCCCGGUCAACAACGGCAAGAGACACCUCAACACAGAGGAGGAGGAGUAUGCCCGCAGUGGUUGGAACCUCAACGUGAUGCCCGUUCUGGAGCAGUCCGUCUUAUGCCACAUCAACGCUGAUAUCUCGGGCAUGAAGGUGCCCUGGCUCUACGUAGGCAUGGUGUUCUCAGCCUUCUGCUGGCACAUUGAAGAUCACUGGAGCUACUCCAUCAACUACCUGCACUGGGGCGAGCCCAAAACGUGGUACGGCGUGCCAUCGUUUGCGGCGGAGCAGCUGGAGGCGGUGAUGAAGAAGCUGACGCCAGAGCUGUUUGAGUUCCAGCCAGACCUGCUGCACCAGCUGGUCACCAUCAUGAACCCCAACAUCCUCAUGGCCCACGGAGUACCGGUGGUACGCACCAACCAGUGUGCAGGGGAGUUUGUGAUCACGUUCCCCAGGGCCUACCACAGUGGCUUCAAUCAGGGAUAUAACUUUGCUGAAGCCGUCAACUUCUGCACUGCCGACUGGCUUCCUGCGGGGCGCUCUUGUAUCGAGCACUAUCGCCGCCUGCGCCGCUACUGCGUGUUCUCCCACGAGGAGCUCACCUGCAAGAUGGCCGCCUGCCCCGAGAAACUGGACCUCAACCUGGCCGCCGCAACGCAUCGGGAGAUGUUUAUCAUCGUCCAGGAGGAGAGGAAGCUACGCAAGGGCCUGCUGGAACAGGGCAUCACGGAGGCGGAGCGGGAGGCCUUUGAGCUGCUUCCAGAUGACGAGCGCCAGUGUGAUAAGUGCAAGACCACCUGCUUCCUGUCGGCUCUGGCCUGCUCCAACUGCCCCGAGCGCCUCGUCUGCCUCUACCACACGCAGGACCUGUGCAGUUGCCCCUCCGACAAACUCUACCUCAGGUAUAGGUAUACUCUGGAUGAGCUGUUGGCCAUGUUGCAUAAGCUGAAGGUGAGAGCGGAGUCGUUUGACUCGUGGGCCAAUCGCGUGAAGGAGGCGUUGGAGCAGGAAGAGGGCAGUAAAAAAAGUAUUCAGGACCUGGAGGCGUUGAAGGAGGAGGCUGCAGAGCGGAAGUUUCCAGAUAACGAGCUCUUGCAGCGACUCACCACAGUCUUACGCUCGGUGCAGGAGUGCCAGACCACUAGCACUGAGCUGCUGAACAAGACACAGAGCAGGCGGAUGACUUUUCAGGAGCUGAAGAGUCUGGUGGAGAGGAUGCAGAAUCUGCCGUGUGUCAUAAGCCAGCGGGAGGAGGUGCAGGCGGUGCUGCGGACGGUGGAGGAGUUCGAGUCGCGUGCCCAGGCGCUGGUGAGCGCGGGCGGGGCCGAGUGGAGCCAGGACCCCCCUCCGGCGGCCGAGGAGCUGCGCCUGCUGCAGGAGGAAGGGGCCGCGCUGGCCGUGGAGCCUCCGGCGUGCGCCACGCUGCGGGGCCUCCAGGGCCAGGGCCGCUGGCUGGGCGAGGUGCGGCGCACGCUGGGGCCCCAGGGGGGCGGAGGAGGGACGGCGGCGGCGGCCGAGGUGUCGCUGGAGGUGCUGCGGGCGCUGAUGGAGGCCGGCUGCAACGUGCCCCAGAGCGCGCAGGUGGAGACGGCCAUGGCAGAGCUGCAGGAGCUGCUGACCAUCGCCGAGCGCUGGGAGGAGAAGGCGCAGAUCUGCCUGGAGCACAGGCAGAAGCACCCCCUCUCUACGCUGGAGGCCAUAGUGAACGAGGCCCAGCUCAUCCCUGUGCAGCUGCCCAACAUCCUGUCCCUACAGGGCUGCCUGAGCAGAGCCAAGGCCUGGGUCACGGACCUGGAGGAGAUACAGAACGGUGAGCACUACCCGUGUCUGGACGACCUGGAGGGUCUGGUGGCGAUUGGCCGAGACCUGCCGGUGCACAUGGAGGAGCUGCGGCAGCUGGAGCUGCAGGUGGCGGCCGCCCACUCCUGGAGGGACAAGGCCACCAAGACCUUCCUGAAGAAGAGCAGCCAGCACAGCCUGCUGGAGGUGUUGUGUCCUUGUGUGGAGAAGAGGAAACCAAAGGGGACGGGCUCCUCUGAGCGCUCUGACCGAGAGGCCGACGUACUGGGCCUCACGGCGCAGGACCUCCGAGACCCCGGAGCCAUCGUCCAAGCUUUCAAAGAGGGCGAGCGGCAAGAGAAGGAGGCGUUGCUACGGUUACAGCAGCUCAACCUGGCCAAGCCCGGUCUGGACAAAACGGCCAAUGAGAAGGUGGAGAGGAGGUGGAGUGACAGCAUGGACACACAGGACACACCCCUCUCUUCCUCCUCCUCUUCCUCGUCGGAGGACUCUCUCCCGCCACCUCACCAGAACGGACACAGCCGGGGAGGCGGCGGCGACGGCGGCAGCAACGGCGUGGGCCCGACGGACUCGUCCCCCGGCCAAUCGGUGUGUGUGUGCGGCGCGCCGGCCCGCCCCCCGCUGCAGCGCUGCCACCUGUGCAGAGACUGGUUCCACGGCGGCUGCGUGCCGUUCCCCUCGCCGCUCUCGCCGCCGGCGGCCGCCCGCAGCCCCCUCUGCUGGUGGGAGUGGGACACGCGCUUCCUGUGCCCGCGGUGCCAGCGCUCGCGCCGCCCGCGCCUGGAGACCAUCCUGGCGCUGCUGGUGGCGCUGCAGAAGCUGCCGGUGCGGCUGCCCGAGGGCGAGGCGCUCCAGUGCCUCACCGAGCGCGCCAUCACCUGGCAGGGCCGCGCCAAGCGCGCGCUGGAGACCUCCGAGCUGCGGGGGGCGCUGAGCAGGCUGCAGGAGCUCUGGCACAGGCAGGACGCCGCCGCCGCCGACGGGGAGAGGAAGGAGGAGGAGGGCCACGGCGGGGAGGAGCGGCGGCAGAGGGGAGGAGGAGGAGAAGAGGAGGACGAGGACGACGAGGAGAAGGACAAGGAGAAGGGGGGCAAGAAGGGGAGCGACGUGAUCGUGCUGUCGGACUCGGAGGGAGGGGAAGGGGAGGACGGCGUGAUUGACCUCACGGAGGACAAGAACUCGCCCCAGAAGGCCAGUAAGACGAAUGGCUGUGAGAACGGCAUUAAGAAGAAGGCAACAUCACACAAAAUCACAGGUGUGGAGUCUCUGAUCCCUAUGGUGGGCCAUCUGGAGGGUCCGGUGAUCGAGCUGUCGUCCAGCACCCGUACCCAGCUGGAGGAGCUCCGGCUGGAGGGAGACCUGCUGGAGGUCACCCUGGACCAGACACACACCAUCCACACGGUUCUGCAGGCCGCCAGCAAACCCCCACGGCAUGAACUACACACACUCCUACAGAUUGAGCUCCAGGGCCAGAGGAGUUUAGGUCGCAGUGGGAAGACAAAGGACAAGAGGAAGAGGAAGAGCCAGCGGGGAGAGAACGGCCUCUCAGAGACGAAGAAGACUCGCCCGCUCAGCAACACACACACCCUGACACACCCAGAGAUUCUGUGAUGUGUGGCUGUGUGCUCUGAGGGCGGUUUUGAGGGCAGUGGAGCACUCGACAGGACAGGAGAAGAGUUCCUCUGGGCCCCUACACACACACACGCGCACGCACACACACACGCACACAACCGAGAGGAUUUCAUGCAGGACACACACUUCUCCAUCUCCACUUCUUAAGCUAUCACACUCAUGUUACACAUAAACACACACACAUGCACACACAAACAUGUAUCUGUAUUUAAGUUAAGAUUAUUUUUUUUUUCUUUUGAAUGUUUAUGUCUCCAUGAAGUCCUGCAUUAGACACUCCUCUGGUUUAUUCUUUAUUCCCCUCCUUCCUUUUGCCCAACCACACUCCACCAACCUGUCUCCCUCUCUGUCUCUCUCUCUCGCUCUCUGUCUCCCUCUCCAUCUGUCUCUCUCUUUAUCUGUCUCUCUCUCUCUGUCUCUCACCCCCCCCCCCCCCCCCUCUUCCUCCCCCCUCCCACACUGCAUCUCUGUCUGUCUGUGGGUGCGUAGGCCAUGUCUAUGCGCCUUGGUCUGCCUCUGCUCUGUGAGGAUUAUGGGGAUUAAAGGCCCUGAGGUCAGCCUGCACUGAGUCGGUCAGUGCGCCGUGUUCUCUUCAGUGUUCCAAGCUGUGUUCUAGAACACUUGUGUUUCGGAGGAGAAGACAAACAGCUCCAGCUCUCGUUUGUAUUUGUUUUUAUCGAGGGUCUGGAAGACGUGUACACACACACACACUCUCUCUCGCUCACAGACACAAACACACACUCACACACACACACACAGAAACACACGUGUAUACAGACCCGGAGGGAUGGCGACACAAUGAAAAAGUGUGUAUUUUCGUUUCUCGUCUGGAGUCUCAUGUUUAUAGAGGCUGUUGAAGAGGAGAAGAUGUAUCUUGAAUUUAAUAAAAAUAAAAAAAAGAGCAGUAGAAUAUUUUGGGAAGUGUGAAAACAGGAAUUUUAUGUUUUUGGUGCUACUUUCCCAAAAUAGUUCUCAUUUUCUUCUUUUUCAUCCUUUGGUUCGCUUUAUUUCACUCAUUCUUUCCGUCUCUCUCUCUCUCUCUCUCUCUCUCUCUUUCUUUCUCUCUCUCUCUCUCUCUCUCUCUCUCUCUCUCCUGCUCAUUUGACUCUAAUAUGAGAUUUCUUGUUUCUCUAAAACUGAUAUUUUCCUCCUUUAUUUCCUUGCACUUUUUUAUUCCUCUUCUGUCUAUGCCUCCAUCUCUCGCUCUCUCUCUCCCUCUUCAGAAACUCCCCUGUGUAUAAAAUCUUGACUGUGACUCACAUUCUCCUCAUUUUAUUUGGUCCCUGGGUUAUAAUGACUAUAUUAUAUUAUUAUUAUUAUUAUUAUUAUUACUGGUAUUGAUAUUGCAGACACGCAGUUGUCGUGAGUUUGUGUAUAAACAUUUUCAUUUCAAUGUUGCCUUUUUGUUUCUUUUCACUCUUGUUAGGAAAAUAAAAAAAUUAGACUUGUUUUAGGAA